GUUCACAAUUGUUUGGCGACCAGUGUCAGUGGUGUCACACAUCGCGACACUCUCGGACCGGUUUCUGGUGAAACGGCUAAAAUAAUACCAAUCAAUUCAUUAAAAAUACCAAAAAAAAAUUGUGCGAGCUUUUUGGAGCCUAUAACAUCAAUUCCAGAACUUCGGUAAAUACUGAGGCGAAAACUGAAUACCGAGAUAUUUAUUGCAAUAAUAUUUACGUAAGAUAGAUUAUUCAGGGACAAUGAGGCUGCAGAUCUCAAUCGCUUUCAUUGUGGCAACAAGUUUUAGCGUUGCAAGCUGUAUAUCGUUAAAAGGUUAUGUAAAAAAUACAGAAAUGGGAACAGCAUACAAAUUAUUUUAUCGUUCCCAACCGUGGGCAGUAGCCAAAGAAAUAUGUGAAGCAGAAGGAGCAAAGCUGGCCGUACCCAGGUCUGAGGAGGAGUUCCUGUUCAUCCAGAAGCUGGUGCGCGGUAUGCACUACCCUGCUAUAACCAACACCUCAAAUAAAUUAGUUGUAUGGCUGGGCAUCAGCAAUGUGGACAACUACAAAAUCUGGACCAGUGUUGACGGUAAGGACAUUAGAGAUACCGGCUUCGCUAGAUGGUCAGGAAUGAACGGCCAGAUUAGCGCAUCACCUAAAGAACCGCACUGUGCAGUUUUGGACGCUGUCAACCCAGGACUCAGGGACUGGUGGUGUCACCGCAAUCAGCCAUUCAUCUGCAAAGUGGACCUAGAAAACUCCUGGCACACACAAACUGACUAAGAAAAUAUUUGAAUCAUUUAGUAUUAAGUUAUUUAUUUGCAAAUUGUAAGAUAUAAUUUACGCUAAGACUAAGAAAAUGUUAUUGACUAAUUAUUUACGUACUUAUUUAUUAUGUAUUUAAAUUAUUUUAAUGAGAAUAUGUUUAGUUACAUUUUAUAUGAAAUACACGGAAUUGUUUUUAGUUUCU
Molecule: messenger RNA, 950 nt
Organism: Parnassius mnemosyne (clouded apollo)
Lineage: Eukaryota; Metazoa; Arthropoda; Insecta; Lepidoptera; Papilionidae
Source: the annotation of a GenBank genome assembly